AUCUCUCACACACACACUCACGUCUGCUUCUUCAGGUAGCUUGCUAACCUGCUAACUGCUUAUUAAUAAACGGAUGCUGCAGAUUUGGUAAACGUCUGCUGGAGUCAUGAACUUUUGGAAGGUCCACAUCUUGCUGGCAUGGAUUCUCAGUGUAUUUGCUGGUCCAAUAUUCUGCUCAGAGGACGAGACACGUCUGGUCAAAGACCUGUUCACUGGCUACAACAAGGUGGUUCGUCCCGUCAACCACUUCAGUGAGGCUGUCAAGGUCACUGUGGGACUGCAGCUAAUACAGCUGAUCAGUGUGGAUGAAGUGAACCAGAUUGUGACCAGUAACGUCCGUCUCAAACAGAAAUGGUUGGACGUGAACCUGAAAUGGAAUCCAGAUGAUUACGGAGGCAUCAGGAAGAUCAGAGUCCCUUCAACCGACAUUUGGAAACCUGACCUGGUUCUAUACAACAACGCUGACGGUGACUUCGCCAUCAUCCAUGAAACUAAAGUCCUGCUGGAGAACGACGGGAUGAUAACGUGGAACCCUCCGGCCAUCUUUAAGAGUUACUGUGAGAUUAUCGUCCUGCAUUUCCCGUUCGACCUGCAAAACUGCAGCAUGAAACUGGGAACCUGGACGUAUGAUGGACUGCUGGUCGCCAUCCACCCAGACAGUGAUCGGCCUGACCUCAGUAACUUCAUGGAGUCGGGUGAAUGGGUGUUAAAGGACUACAGGAGCUGGAAACACUGGGUUUACUACACCUGCUGCCCCGACACUCCAUACCUCGACAUCACCUACCAUUUCCUGAUGCUGCGGCUGCCUCUUUACUUCAUCGUCAACGUCAUCAUUCCCUGCAUGCUGUUCUCUUUUCUCACCGGGUUGGUCUUCUACCUGCCUACUGACUCUGGUGAGAAGAUGACCCUCUCCAUCUCCGUCCUGCUGUCUCUGACUGUCUUCCUGCUGGUUAUCGUGGAGCUGAUCCCCUCCACCUCCAGCGCUGUCCCCCUCAUAGGGAAAUACAUGCUGUUCACGAUGGUGUUUGUCAUCGCCUCCAUCAUCAUCACCGUCAUCGUCAUCAACACACAUCACCGCUCGCCCAGCACGCACACCAUGCCCCCGUGGAUCCGCAAGGUCUUCAUCGAAACCAUUCCCAACAUGAUGUUCUUCUCAACGAUGAAGCGUCCCAGUCAGGAGAUCCGACAAAAGAGGUUGUUCCCGACUGACAUGGACAUCUCUGACAUCUCAGGUAAGACUACAGCUGAACAGUUUGACAGUUUCCCUCUGUGCAUCCCCAACAACUACAACCUCUCCUCUGCAGGUAACCCCACCCCCACCAGCGUCACCUACCAGUCUCCCAUCACCAAAAACCCUGAUGUCCGCAGUGCAAUCGAAGGGGUGAAGUACAUCGCUGAGACCAUGAAAUCAGACGAGGAAUCGAACAAUGCGGCGGAGGAGUGGAAGUUCGUUGCCAUGGUUUUGGACCACAUCCUGCUCUGCGUGUUCAUGGCCGUGUGCAUCAUCGGGACGGUCGCCGUCUUUGCCGGGAGACUCAUCGAGCUCAACAUGCUGUAGAGGCCCCCGCGACACAGGAGCAUAUCGGGAUAGACGUGACACUUUAGAGAUGCAUCGGGAAAAAGAGUUGAUGAUCGUUGGACUGGUUCACGAUGCGUUCGCUGUCUUUCUCCCACAAACAGACACAGUUUUGAAGUUUGUGUUUUUUUUAAGGAGACUGCAGUUAAAAGGCAAAUCCAGGCAUCUUAAAGGCAUGAGUCUCAUGAUCUAGAGGGGUCAUACUUGAAGAUUUUUAUUGUUUUAGUUGUUUUUCUACAUGCUGCAAUUCACUCUGGUGAAUUACUCUUAUGUGAACAACAUGAGAGUAAUAAUUUUUUGUCUUUUUUUGGCAGCUUGAUUUGAGGUUUGAGAAUGUCUGUAGAAACCUGACAGGUUACAGGAAGGACGACAGACUUACUACAAACUGGUUGACGACACAGUGACGGUCUUUGAGUGCAGACAAGAUAUUUUCCUGCCUGGAAGUUUUAUUGUUUGUUUUGUCUGACGCUCAUUCGACUUGUGAACUUCUCAUUUGUAUAUUUAUGGGUCAAGAUCGUGAACUGUGCAAAUAUUCAUGAGUCAGUGGUAAAGUUUGCUUUGUUACAUCGAAAUUCCUCUUAAAACAACGCUGCAUAUAA
Larimichthys crocea (large yellow croaker) is the source of this 2175-nucleotide messenger RNA. It is a transcript of the gene chrna1, whose product is annotated as cholinergic receptor, nicotinic, alpha 1 (muscle). Gene Ontology annotation, biological process: monoatomic ion transmembrane transport. The transcript is spliced from 9 exons. Gene Ontology annotation, molecular function: acetylcholine-gated monoatomic cation-selective channel activity; transmembrane signaling receptor activity. The record is from RefSeq and is a predicted model, not a curated record. Lineage: Eukaryota; Metazoa; Chordata; Actinopteri; Sciaenidae. The coding region runs from base 107 to 1558 and encodes 483 amino acids. Gene Ontology annotation, cellular component: postsynaptic membrane.